AUCACAUCGCCCGCCGGACGCCCUUGCCCCUCUUCUCUCCUUGUACAUAGCUAUCCACCUGAUUGAUCUGUCUUAUUGACUUCCCCUGCGGCCAUGUAUCGCCCUUCCCGCCACCCGCCGCCCAAGGGCCCAUCUGCACCUGGGCUGCGGCAGGCGGCGGCAGCAGCAAACACCAACACCAACGCCACCGCCACUACCGCCGCCCUCAGUGGCCCACAUCCGAGAGAGAGGAGCCGCGAGAGGAUGGUGGAGAGGGACGUGAUGCCGCCGCCGGGGAUGAGUGAGCGGUCGCCGUCGCCGCGGCACAUGAACUACCACCUCUAUGACCAGAUCGGCAGGGGCAGGACCACUGAAGUCUUCAAGGUUAGCACGGGCCUGUGUGUGAAUGUGUUGACUUGACCUGUGUGUCGGUGUGUCUGUGUGGGUCUGUGUCUGUGUGUUCAGGGUCGUCGCAAGAACACGAUAGAGUUUGUGGUGUUGAAGCGGUACCCCAAAAAUCAGCGGGAGUUCGUCCUCAACGAGGUAAGGCAACCAACACACACAAGACACACACAAAACAGAUCGCACCGCUGUCCAUAACCUCCCUCACUUCUCUGUGUGUGUCGUUGUGUCGCAGGACCGUGUGAUGCGUCACCUGGCCUCGUAUAACCCGCUGCAGAACCCCUCUGACCCCUACCACAUGCCCCUGCAGUCGUCCAUGAUCCUCAGGGGCUCCCACAUCAUGCCGUCAGACUCCAUCGCACCACACGCCCACGUGCUGGGCGGCGGGGGCGUGAUAGAUGACGGCGGUCGGUGGCACGAGAACAUCCUGCGGUACAUUGAGCAGUUCGAGAGCAGAAACCACGUGUGGGUCGUGUAUGAGUACUGCCCAGGUGAGAUGGCGGAGAGACUGGGUGCACUGAGUGCAUCAGUGAGUGUGUCUGUGUCCGUCCAUUCAGGUCAGGACCUGCGCACCGUGUUGACGAUGGACGGACGGGUGAGCAACAAGCACACACAUUGACAGAUGACGGAAGGUGAAAGUGGUCGGCUUAUAUGUUCUCCUUUCCGUGUGUGUCGAUGGAUGCCAUCCCCCCAUUUCAUUCAGAUGCCCGAGAUAUCGCUGCAGGACUUCGGUCGUGCGAUGGCGUGCGGCAUACGAUACCUCCACUCACAGGGAUUCGUCCACGGAGAACUCGCGUAAGCCAAGCCAAGCCACGACAUUACACACACCCACACACCCACACAUCACACACACCCGACCAUGGAGAUGUGUGUGUCUGGUGUUGAUAAUAUAAUUGUGCCCACAGCCCCGGCAAUGCGUUGUUCAACGAGUCUGGAGUGCUGAAGCUGCGCAACUUCGGCGCCACCCGGUCGCUGGACGAGCUGCUGCACGAGAUACAGUUGGACGCCGGCCUGCCGCUCAGAGGCAGCAUCGGACAGCAACACACGCCACACAGACGGGUCAAUGAACCACGGGAGGGAGGGGGAGGAAAGCACUCAGCCGUGAGCUAUACAGCCAUGCAUGUGUGUGUGUGUGUGUCAGGCUGAGGGUUUGGAGGUGAUGGGUGCGCCGUGCUACUGGUCGCCAGAACUCAUCAGAAGCGGUACAGGCAACACAGAGGGAGGGAAGACAAUGGUCCGUGGUGGAUCGGGGUGUGUGUGUGUGUGUGCAUGUGUGUGUAGGUAUGAUCCCGACGAUCCACAGCGACCUGUGGGCGUACGGGUGCAUCCUGUACGAGUCGCUCAUGGGGCACAUUCCCUUCCAGGCAGACACCGUCGAACAACUCAAACAGUAAAUAAGAUGACACAAGCAAGAAGUUUGUUAGUUAGACAAGAGCCAGUGCAGUGUCACCAGCCGAGCCGCUUGAUACUUUGCUGCUGUUGCGUUUGGUGUCUGUCUGUCUGUCAGCAUGAUCCUGGCGCAAGAGGUAGAGUUCCCGCCCAUCGACAAGGCAGCCCCCAGACGAGCAGCCAGAGGUACCCAACGCACAGCAUUCCCAGACACGUGCCUGCACACCUACUCUUGUCCUUGUGUCAGGCGAUCGCAAGUAUGACUCGCGUGGCGCCCGCAAGGUCCCUCCCGACGACCCGCGCGACGUGCGCAUCACUCCCCAGCUGCUGUCGCUGCUCAAGGGGCUGCUCACCAAGGACUGGAGACACAGAAUCACUUGGGAGUACGCCACUCCACGCCAGCCCUUACACAGACAGACAGGACAUCCACCUGUGACUGACUGAUGUCAUGUGAUCGUUAUCCUUUCAUCCUUUCAGAGACCUGGUCUCUCACGAGCUCUGGGACCCUCCCCAAGUGGCCCUCACACCCACUGAGAGAGCCCAGCUCGACAAGUACACCGACAUCAGCCUACAGAUCCUACGCGCCACUGUGGGCGACUCCGACGACCUCCCCCCCUCCCCCAUGGUCAGCCGACAGAUGGGCGACGAGGCCGCAUACCAGGACGACGCCUACGUCGACGAGGACGAUCGCAUGAACGCGGCCCUGCACACGCCCAUCAAGCGCGGCAGCCACGGGAGUGCCGGUGGCUUCAUCCGCGACCCCGCAAGACCGCCUUAUGCCGAGGAGCCCGAUCGGUAUCGGCCGUCGUCCACCCACGACAGGCAGGAGUACCGCAGAGAGCGGACGGCGAUGCGGCCGCAGCGGCGGCAGGACAGGGACAGGGAGGACGAGAGCCCUCACCGCCUGAUUGCCUCCCCAGCUGUGGUGCGCCGUCGACACGCCAAUGACACAGACAACAGCCACGUCACGCCCGAGGCCACCAGCUCUGUCGCGGCGAUCGACCAGCAGCAGCAUCAGUAUCAGCAGGAGAGCCCCGGUGACAUCUAUGAGCAGUUCAAUGGGGAGGUGCCGCCCCAGAUGGACCAUGACGACGACGAUGAGCAAGAGGGAGAGGGGGAGGAUGGGGAUGGUGGGGGCGGCAGACGGGGUGUGGAGGACCACCAGAUGCCCCGGCUGACCAUGCUGUCCAACGUGCAGCCAACCAAACGCGCCAAACUGGAGAAACUGCUGGUGAGACAGACAGAGGAUGACAGUAAGUAUCUUCAGCUGUGCGUAUUGGCGUCUGUUUGUGUGUGCGCUGCGCAGUGUGAGGUGGAGGGCAGUGGUGGAUUCGCCCGCCGGCAGCCAAUCUACGACCAGCACCUCGUCAAAAUAGACACAGUAGGCAGGCAGGCAGGCAGGUACACCAUACCAUCAGAGAGAGGAUCACCCCAGCGCACAGUGCAGUUGUCCCACUCCUGUUUGGUUGGUCAGUAUGGAAGCAAUGGAGGUGACGACACCACCCUUGCCGACGAGGAUUGGGAGCAAGACUGGCGGGCCCACGCACCCUUCAGCCUGCCGAGCUUCGACGCACUCAAACGCAAAUUGCAGGUGGGGUGGGUGAGAAACACACUGCACUCACUGCAUGCAUCAACGAUCGUCCCUUCCUGCACCACAUAGCGUGACGAGAUGUACCUCCCCUCCCUGCUGUCGUCGAUCUUCAAGACACUCGCCGCCAACGAGCCAUACGGGCGGUCCACACCUUCGUCACAAAGCGACACCUGCACCACGGAGCAGAAGACAGCCGUGGUCAAGUACGUCGGCUGUCUCGCCGAAGUGGGCUGGCCCGGGCUGGCCGACGCACUCCUGCGGUCGCAACUGACCAAGCUGCUCGUCAAUGUUGUCCAGUAAGCAACAAAGAGAGAGACCACAACACGCGUGUGAGGGUGUAUGUGUGUGUCAGUCACGAGACGUCUCCCCCACGAGCCUCGUACCGUGUGGCGACCCUCUCGGCAUUGGGUCAGAUGAUCCGCCACGGCGGUGACCUGCCAGUGGAGCUGGGCAGGAGCUACAGGCUCUGGGAUGUCCUCAUCAACAUACUCACCAAGGCACCCGAGGGCGACCACGACGUCAAACUCACCAGACAACUCAGGUAGGUACCUGACAUACCAUGCGCUGGCAGGGCAGGGCAGCAUACACACCUGACAGGUGUUCCUCUUGGUGUUGUCCGUGCAGGCGUCAGGCCGCUGCGACGUUUGGCGAGCUGCUGUACUAUGUGGCUGUGACCCACAAUCGGCAGCGGCCGUCUGGUGAUGGCUUCCCCACACCAGACGACGCCCCUGCCAUCAUCAAGAAGCUCAUCAUCGACAGGCGGACGGUCGGCGAAGACCCGGUAAGCCAGGCAGACGAUAUGCAAUGCUAUGCACGUGUGUCUAUCCCUCUUUCCAAUGGAUCUAAGACGUUCUUCCGUGUGUCUCUUUGUGCAGAUUGUCGUGCAUUUCGCGGUUCGGACGCUCGGCAACAUCGCCACAGCAGCCGGCAGAUGUAACUAGCGCUCGCAAAUACGAACAACACACACGCCAAUGCACACGCACACACACACGUAGAAUCUUGGUUCUCUGCGUGUCCGGUUCUAUCUAGGGGCGUUGGAGCGUUUGCUGCCGACAUCCAACGAGGCGUGGCAAAUCUUCUACAACCUGGCGUGUGAGGCCAUGAUCAUCUGCUCAGCACCACGCACACGCCCAACCACACCUAGGGCAGCCGCCCACUGGCAGGCACACCCCUUCUCACCCACACCCACCAGACAGCAGCAGCAGCAGGACGCCCGCAUCCCAUCAGCAGCAGCACCAUCACCAGCAGCAGCAGCAGCAGGGGGCCCCAUUGCUCACCUCGACGAUUGGGGGCAGACAGAGGAGCCCGACCAGACAACCCACGAGUGGUCGCCCUACCUCCUGGCGGUGGAGUGCCUCAAGACCUUGUCUGAGCUGGCCACUCUGGCUCCCAAGUGGUGGCAUGGGCUGCUGAAUGUGUGGGCGGCGGUGUACGAGAGGGGCGAGGAGAUGGGGGUCUACACGCGGGAGAUGACGCCCAACGUGAGGGAGAUGAUGCGGGCCGCCAUGUGCUCUCACAUGGGGGAAGCGGCACACGCUGGGGUCAACCUGGCCCUCGUGGGCAUCGUCCAUGCCAAGUGCGUGGCCGGGCACAGCACAUCUGAUAUGCACGCCUUGAGAGCUUUGAUGAGAUGGUGGUGUCAGGUGCAAUUGAGUGUAUGUGAUGGUUGUGUCCUCUGUGUGUGUCGGUGUGUGUGUGCAGCGACGUUGAGAUGCUCCAGGACUUGUUUCAGGGCGACAUGCUGUCCACUGUGCUGCAGCUGCUCAACACGCGCAGACCACUGCCAAACGACGUCAAAGCCAAGGUAAGGAAGGUCGGCAGACACCCAUCCCACUGGCCGACCCACAUCUCUCUGUUGGUUCAGGUGAUGCUGUGCAUUGAGUGUCUGAUGGGGACCGACCUGAUCUUCCUCCUGUGGUCGCUCGAGUACGACCUCAUGCCGUUCAUCGACGGGCUGUGGACCGCACGGGCCGGCGAGGAUAGAAGCGAAGUGGACGAACAAGACAGACAGCUCGACACGGCACUCGAACUCACAGUAAGUAAUCUCAUGGGUGGGGAGUGCCGUGUGUGGGUGUGGGUGAGUGCUGCAUAUAUGGUAUGUGGAUGCUCCCUCCUUUGCAGUUGGCGACGUUGACCGAUUUGGUUCCCAGCCUGAUCACCCAGCUCGAGCAAGACGCGCAGUCCGCCGUGCAGAACCCCAAUGGCCAUCCCGAGCUGACGCUAGAGGAGAUUAUCCGCGGCUGCUACGACUACCUCACCGUGCCCAUGCAGCUGCUCUCAUCCGCCAUCCCCAAGGCGCGAUCCACAUUCAUGACGCCCAACCUCAUCCAGAACCUCUCCAAGCUCACCGACCACUCGGGCUGCGAGCCGCUGCGGAGCGCGCCGGUGGAUGUGCGGUCGAGGGCUCUGGAAGUGAUGGAGGGGAUGGCUGGUGAGAUAGUGGGGGGCAAGAGGGUGGUGCUGGUGGGGGAGGGGGCGGUGGAGCCCGAGCUGCUCGACGCCAUCAACCAGGCCAUGAUACCCACACUGACACGGCAAAUGUGAGCUAAGCACACCACACGAGACAGACACCGAGAGAAGCAUUCUGAUGGUAUUGUGGCAUGGGGUCGUUGCAUUCACUGCAGGUCGCCCCAGAAUGGCCCCAUGGUGUGUUUCCAGUCGCUCAAGGUGCUGCACAUCCUCAUCCCGCCUCUCAUGCACGACCUCCACUCCCUCAUGCCGCCCCCUCCCGCCCGCAAGCCCCCCAACCCACCACACGAGUGGCGAUCCAUCCUGCGUCGACCACCGGUGGGCUUCCACGUCUUCGUCAAGAGCGAUCGCACCCGCAAGCAGAGGGAUGACGGCUCUGGCUUCGCCCUGUGGAGCCGACUGAUGCAGCUCACACAGCCCAACGCCCCACAUGCAGAUGUGGCGCGGCUGUCGAGAGGCCACCACCAGCCCUCUGCUGACGUCCUGGGGUGUGUGGACCAGCUGCGGGUGCUGCUGGUGACGCAGGUGAUGGGUCAGCUGCUGCCGCUGCUUGACAUGGAAGACAGCCAGGGCCAGGGGCAGGACCAGGGAGGUGCGCCGCUGCGUCAGUACAGCCUCACGUUUUGGUUUGCCAUGCUCAAGAGCUCGCCCACACUGCUGGGGCUGCUGCCGGACCAGCCAGAGGGGCGGGAUGAGGGGAGAGAGGGCGGCCGCGGUGGUGGUGGUGAGGGGCAGUGGACGCUCAAGGCACAGCGGGCCUAUCUCGUGUCCACACUCAACAGAUUCAUAGAGAAAUUCCAGGUGGGUGACAACAACACAACAUAACACAACUCACAGGCAGGGCGCGAGUUUUGGUCUUACUUACCUUGACGCUGUUUCUUCUAUCGUUGUGUGUGUCAGCGUUCGAAUGCCGUGGGUUUGUUCGAGAAGAGUCGGGUCAGUCUGGAGGGCAUUCUGACGCUCAUCGCCCACACGCAGCACAUCCGCCACUCGUCCCCGUCGGCCCCGCAGCCCAUCCCUUACAACUGGCACAUCGCUGCUCUCUUCUCCCAGUUCUGGAAGCACCUCGCCGCACAGCUGGUGGACGACCGCUUCUCCCUCCUGCAGGCGGUUCACUCGCGCGACCGGCUGCUGAUGGAGAGGGAGAACGCCGACGUCAUGAAGAGCGUCGAGGCCCCCGACAACGACAACAAGGGGGCGGACACGGCCGCUGUGGAGAGGCGAUCGGUGGCUGCCGUCAAGGACCUAGAGGACCACAUGACGGCGUGGCAGCUCAACCCCAUCCAUGGUGGCGACGAUUCUGACGCGUUGCAGGACGAGUACGCGGCCAUCCGGGGCGCCAAUGACACGCUCGACGGACUGGUGCCGCCCCUCAGCACCGCCCUCCAGUCACUGGCCCGCUCUCUCCCCCCCGCCAGCUCAUCGUCUGUGAUGGACCCGUCGCCCAUGUCCAUGAGCACGUCGCUGCGGGAGUCGUCUCUCUUCAGCGAGAAGGGAGGGCUGCUCGGUGGUCGUGCGGGGCGGCUGAUGGAGAGUCUGCUCAAGGUCGCUGCGGCCGAGGCAGCCGCCAUCGCCCAUCCACCGGAGAUGACCAUAAGCAGCGAUCGUGUCGGUGUGGGUGUGUCUGACAUGGCGGGUGGGGGCCUGAUGGCCGAGGCGCGGGAGGAGGAGGCCCUGAGUCGCAUCACUGAGGGGCGGACCGAGGUGGCCAAGAUGAUCAAGGUCGGCCUGGCGGCCACCCAAGCAGCUCUGACCCUCUUGUGCAUCGCCUACCACCACUCACAGUGGACCAGCCCCCCACAGCACACCAGGCUCAAGGACACCACUGCCACUUCCAGCAGCAGGCGGGACGACCAGACACACGAGGCGCGCCGGAAGGUCAUCUCGCCAGCCAUUGUCGGAUCCAUGACCGAUCUGGUCGGCUGGCUGGAGACGUCUCUGUCGGUCGCGGCGCACAUCGUGGCGGAUGACGACAAGAAGCACCGCAAGAGCGGCGUGCUGCGGGGGUCAGGCUCUUCUGCUGAUUCGGUGCCAAUGGGCAGCAGAGUCUCCGACGACAGCGGCCAUGGACCUUCGGCGAGCGAGUCCCUCAUUCCUCUGGCCGAGCUGCUGCACACACUGGAGGAGUGGGGCCGAAAGGCGCUGUGUCUUCUGAUGUGGGCCAGCUCCUUGCUGGACCUCCACACGGCCAAGACCCACCACACACACCACGGCACUUCAGUCGCCAUCCGGGACCCCGAGCUGUCGGCCGCUGACCUGUCGGUGCACUACUACCCCUUCCCGAUGGGCCAUCUCGACGGCGGCACAGAGGGGCUGCACGUGGAGCUGGCGGUGCGGUCGGUUCCUGACGCGUCUGGCGGGAUGGCAGCUGACUGGGUGUUGGGUGUGGGUGGCAUGGUGGUGGGCAGCCAGGACGGGGCGGAGGGGAGGGAGAAGAGUGAGGCCGCCAGGGAGGCGGCGGCACGGCUCAUGGACCGACUGGAGGAGACCACUAGUGGAAGGCCUGUUGUGUAGCUAGCUGACUGACCGGCCGUGACCGACUGAGGCGAUUGAUGCGUUGCUUGGAGAAGACCGACGGGCUCGGCUGUUGUGUUCGACGAUUGGAGAGUCGACAGAGAGAAGUCGACUUCCACCCGUCUGUCUGCAGAACCAGCAGGCCAGGCCAGGCCCCGCCUUCAUCUCCAUGGAAUGCAUUGGGCUGCCUGCGAUGGACGAGGGGACUCUGUGUAGACGUUCUUCACACAUAGCAAGAGUGUAGCUCUUUCUUCGUUGGACGCUCAGCACUGACUGAUUUUGUUCUUUUGCAUGUCUGCUUGUAGAUCAGAUGC
Vitrella brassicaformis is the source of this 8658-nucleotide messenger RNA. The record is from the annotation of a GenBank genome assembly. NCBI's taxonomy places the organism in Eukaryota, Vitrellaceae.